This is a messenger RNA of Pipistrellus kuhlii (Kuhl's pipistrelle), 3562 nucleotides long. RefSeq names its product galectin like (gene LGALSL). Gene Ontology annotation, molecular function: carbohydrate binding. Bases 149 to 667 code for a protein of 172 amino acids. The transcript has 5 exons. NCBI's taxonomy places the organism in Eukaryota, Metazoa, Chordata, Mammalia, Chiroptera, Vespertilionidae. The record is from RefSeq and is a predicted model, not a curated record.
GCGCGUGCCCGCCUGGGUGUGCGCGCGCCCCGGCCAGCCUCGGACCCGCGCCCCCGCCCGGCGCAGGACCGCCCCGGGAUCCCCGCCCGCGCGCCGCCGCGUCCCACGGCCCCGCCGCCGCCGGCCUCCAGCCGCGCUCCGCAGGAAGAUGGCGGGAUCGGUGGCCGACAGCGAUGCCGUGGUGAAACUAGAUGAUGGACAUUUAAACAACUCCUUGGGCUCUCCGGUUCAAGCCGAGGUGUACUUCCCACGACUGAUAGUUCCAUUCUGUGGGCAUAUCAAAGGUGGCAUGAGGCCGGGCAAGAAGGUGUUAGUGAUGGGCAUCGUUGACCUCAACCCUGAGAGUUUUGCCAUCAGCUUGACGUGUGGUGACUCAGAAGAUCCUCCAGCUGAUGUGGCGAUCGAACUCAGAGCUGUGUUCACAGACCGGCAGCUCCUCAGAAACUCCUGUAUAUCUGGCGAAAGGGGUGAAGAACAAUCAGCUAUCCCUUACUUUCCAUUCAUCCCGGACCAGCCUUUCAGGGUGGAAAUUCUCUGCGAGCACCCUCGUUUCAGAGUGUUUGUGGACGGACAUCAACUUUUUGAUUUUUACCACCGCGUGCAAACGUUAUCUGCCAUUGACACCAUAAAGAUAAACGGGGACCUCCAGAUCACAAAGCUUGGCUGAUGUUGUUUGAACCACCUCCGUGUCACAUCGGAUCAGAUGCCGCGACGAUAUGACUGCUGGUCUGAACAACAUCUGGAGACUUCAAAAAGAAAACGAAAACAAAAGGCAAAGCUUCACUGUCUCUUCUUUGCAGUUUCAACCCAACAUGACGACUUCGACCAAGGCUCGCCCUUCGGAAGCUGUCGGAACAAAGACACCGAGCCGUCAUUCUCAGAAAAGAGUAAUACAUUUAUGCUGGAUUUUAUUCCGACGAAACGGAACUGGAUUUGUGAUCAUUUGUCAUUCGGUAGCAAGCUAUUCAUCUUUUUCGAAGCAAGGUGAUGUUUAGAAACAAAAAAGUGCUAAAGACAUAAAAAUAACAACAAUAAAGACGGUACACCGAAAUCAACUCGUUUCUGCACUGAAGUGGAAUUGUGUAGCACAACCAACAUUUUAGUCAGGGUAUUAACAUAGAAUGUAGGUUGUUCAAGGUUUGUGUGGUGGUUUUUUUGUUUUGUUUGUUUUGGAGUUUUUUGUUUUGCACAGGAUAAUGUUAAUUCAUAUUUUUAAAGCUUUCUCAUAUUUAUUUAUGCUCAACAUAUGUAUUAGAAAAUGAUUACUAUCUCAAGAACAACAAGUUAGGAAUUUUUGAAUGUACAAAUAUCUUAGGUCUGAGGGGGGAAAGAUACAUAUUACCAUCAUGUAAUGGGUGAAUUUCUACCUUAAACAAUUGAGUCAUAUCCUCCAGACCCCUAUCUUUAGGAUCUCUUGAUAUAAAUUGCUGUAAGUGCUUUUAGAAAGACCGCAACAUUUUGGUAAAACUGGUUUUGGAGUUAUUGACAACUAAUGUAAAAUUCUAUUUACAUUGCUUUUUUUCUCCUUACUGUGAAUUAGCACAGUAUUGGCUUCCUUAAGACUGACUAGCUACUUUUUCCUAGAUUUACAUAAUGGCUCCUUAAGUUGCUAUUAACCUAAAUGACAACAUAUAAGAGGGGAUUCCAUAGACAAUUUUUAAGUGACUAUUAUAUAAACUUUUAAGAGUACAAUAUGAAAAUGAUUCUGGAAUGCAAUGUAACGCAGGAGCCCCUGACCCCAAAUAACGUACUUGCAAAUAAUUUAUAUCAACCUAAGCUAUUAGCUCAUUGCAUCACUUUUAAUAGGUGACCCUCACCAGUAUCCCCAAGCAAUGCCUUCUUUGCAGCUGCAGAGAAGAGAGGAUGCUUCCUACUUGGUUGGCUCUGCUGAGAUACAAGAUAAGACAGGAUCCAGAUUAGGAAGUGAUCCAAUUAGCUUAUCUGAAAGGUUAACUCCCAGAACUCCCGGGUCUUUGAGCCAACCAAUAGGUCGAAUGCUCGGGAUUAGGCUGUAGGAGUUUCCCUGCACUUAUGGAGCUGAUCAAAUAGCAGUGCCUCUCCCAGAGGAGCCUGCACUGCCUUCCAUGUCAUCGAGAGGCAAGGGAUGGUUGGCGUCCUGGGUGCUGAAUUUCCCAAACCCCAUUGGUCCUCGAGAGAAGGACCUUUGGCAUUGCUUGGUCAGGUAGAACGGGGUGGGGGGAACGGGGUGCUGGGGUAGGUGUAUUUAUAUAUCAUUUAGGUUUUGUUUGUACAGCAUACCAUGUCUUGUUACGACACGUCCUUGUCCUGCUUUGCUUUUGAGUUCUGUUUUGUUUUUACACAACAUGCAGAGGCACGGAAGUGGCCAUGUCAUUUUCACGUGUCCAGAAUGUAGACAGUGUUUCAGUACCAAAGUCUAAGAAAAAGAAAACUAAAAUCGUGACAUUUUUUAUAGGCAAUGUAUUAGGAUUAUUCUAACCUUUGACACUGUUUAGCUUGGUUCCAUUGUGUUAUAGAAGACGAUCCUUUACUCAACAAGCCUGGUUGAGCAUGGAAAAGCUUUAUGGACCAGCUGACUCACUCAGCCUAGCGGGGCUGUCCGUGGCUCCAGGUAUUUUCAAGCCUGUGGUUCAUGUCUCAUGGCUCUGAAGUGUAUGUGUUGGGUUUUUUAUUCUCCUCAUGGUGGAAGAACCCACAGGAUGUUUCCUUUGAGUGGCCAUCCAUUCCCACCCACUGCAUCAUUCAGCAGAAACCAGAGGAGUUGGAAGUGUAACGGAUUGGAAUUGACUACCCAUCGGCUAACUGGUUAGCCAAGCCCUUGGGCAGUUUAAUGUAGAUAGGCUGUUAAUCUUUCGUUUCUCUACGAGGCUUUGGUUAAACCUAUUGGGAUUAAUCUAAAGAAUGUGAUCGUCUGAUUCAGCUGUAGGUAUAUUAGUCAGGGGCCUACUCCAGCUGUAAACUGGAAACAAUGUUCACGUCCUCUCAUGGCCUUGUGAGGCCCAAGGUGGGAAUUCAGUAUGGAAAGUGCAAUUUAAGGCUUCACACGAAAGCACCGGGUAUGUGAGGAGUUAUUUCUGACCAGAGUCCUCAUGCUGCAAUGUGACCAAAAGCGAGGAGUGGAAUUAACAAUCAGGCUCUGGGGGAAUAAAGGCGGGCUUUAGACAAUCGGUCCAUUUCUGCAUCACAAUUGGGAGUGAAUGUUUGUAUAUACUUAAAAGUGAAUAGAAAUGAUUUGUACUUCCUGGGCUAACCCAACAUUGUCUUAAGAUUCUUCUUACUUGAAACCCCAUUUUAAAUCUUGCCAACCUCAAUUCGAAAAUCACUCUUAGAAUUGAUGGUGAUUGGUGAAAGUGGCAAAUCCUUUCAUUUGUAUUAAAAAGAAAGUAUCCAAAAAAAAAAAAAAAAGAGAGAGGGAAACAGCCUUGGCGUUUUCUGGCAUUAAUGAAAUAAUGUUCCUCUGAUGAACUAUUUUCGAAGAAACACUUUCUUAUUUACUGCGUGGUGUAAAACGUGCUAAAUGUGUUCUUACAUUAUUAUGUCACUGCUGAAAGUUAUUUGCACUAUAAUAAAGGACUUUUCUACA